Molecule: messenger RNA, 4102 nt
Organism: Oryzias latipes (Japanese medaka)
Lineage: Eukaryota; Metazoa; Chordata; Actinopteri; Beloniformes; Adrianichthyidae
Gene: chrd
Product: chordin
Biological process (GO): multicellular organism development; dorsal/ventral pattern formation; negative regulation of BMP signaling pathway
Molecular function (GO): BMP binding
Source: RefSeq, a predicted model, not a curated record
UUUAGAGAUGAUUGCUGAAACGCAAAACGAUUCCUCAGCAGAGCUAUUUGCAUAUUAUAAAGUCUCACGGAGCUGUCCAUUUCCUCUCCAUCGCCCACCCCCACCCAUCUUUCAUCCCACCCUUCCCUCCUCCCUAACGGUGGCUGCUUCAGGCUGUCAGCGAGGCAGGCUAUAAAACCGAGAGGGACGGCUCAGAGAGGAGCCUGCAGCUUUUGAGUAACUGCCUCCGCGCGGAAAACAUCUACCCGACUCAAACUUUUGGAUAUUUUAAGGGAAACUCACACGUGGGGCCUCUAAACGCGCGGGAGUCAUUGGUUUUUUGUUUGAUCAAAUCAGGCGUUUUCGGAGAACCUUUUCUGGAGAUUUGGGAUGCUGGUUCCCUGCGCGCUCCGCUCCCUGCUGUGCGUCCUGAGCUGCGCGUGGUGGCUUCACGCGGGACAAGCAUCGCGGCUAAAGUCUCCAACUCUGCCCAUCCAGUCGGAGAGAGAGCCGCUGGCUUCCAAAGAACUGGAAGAAUGCUCCUUUGGAGGUCGAUCUUAUUCUUUGGAAGACACGUGGCACCCGGAUCUGGGGGAGCCUUUUGGCGUCAUGCACUGUAUCCAGUGCUACUGCGAACCCCAAAAACAUCGUCGGGGAAAGAAGUCUGGGAAGGUCAACUGCAAGAAUAUAAAGCAGGACUGUCCGGACCUGGACUGUGACGAUCCCGUCCUGCUGCCAGGGAACUGCUGCAAGAGCUGCCCUAAAGAUACCAAGAAACAAAGCGACCCUCUCCUUGAUGGCUUUGAGUUCUUGAAUGAGAAGAGCAAAGACGAUGAUCUCCACAAAUCCUACAACGACAGGUCUUAUCAGAGCUCUGAAGACACAAACCCAGGAGAGAGCCGGACCGAUUUUGUAGCGUUGUUGACAGGAGUGACCAACUCAUGGCUGCCCAGCUCAAGCGGAGUUGCCAGAGUUCGCUUAACUCUGACCAGGACCAGCUUGACCUUCUCCAUCACAUAUGAGAGAAUGAGCCGCCCCACUAAGGUGGUCUUCAUGGACUCCGAUGGGACCACUGCAUUUGAAUAUAAAAUCCCCAAAGAGCCGUCAGACAUGAUCUGUGGAGUGUGGAAGAACGUGGCCAAGCCUCUCCUGAGACAGCUGCAGUCCGAACAAAUGCGCAUCAGCAUGGCCACGUCUGGGAGUAGAGGGGGAGAACUGGAGGGGAAGGUCAUCAAACACAGGGCGCUGUUCGCUGAGACGGUCAGUUCAAUCCUGACAUCAGAGAAGGAGAACUCUGGAAUGGGAGGAAUCGCCAUGUUGACCUUAAGUGACAGCGAGAACAACCUCCACUUCAUCCUCAUCAUGCAGGGUCUCAUCAAGCACAAAGAGCCUGUGAUGGUGCCCAUCCGGGUCCAGCUGGUCCACCGCCAGCGCGUCCUGAGAGAGAUCAGGGCCAAUAUCACCUCCCAUGAUCCAGACUUUGCAGAAGUACUGACCAACUUAACCAGCCGGGAACUGUUAUUGUUAUAUCGAGGUCAGCUGGAGAUAACCAUAGAAACUCAGGGUCAAGACCCCCGGCGGAUCUCCGGAUUCAUCACCAGCAGAAAGUCCUGUGACACUAUUCAGAGUGUGAUGUCCAGCGGAGACACAUUGACACCAGGGAAGACGGGAGGUGUGGGAUCUGCCAUCUUUAACCUCCACAGUAACGGAACGCUGGACUAUAAGGUCCAGGUGGCGGGUCUUAGCAGCGAGGUCUUGGGCCUCACCAUUGAGCUGAAGCCCCGGCGCAGAAACAAGCGCUCCAUCCUUUACGAUUUGACCCCAGAGUACAGUAAAUCCUCUGGUCAGGCAGAGGGCAGUUGGAGUCCCAUGGAGGCUCGAUACAUCCACAUGCUGCUGCAGAACGAGCUCUUCAUCAAUGUGGCCACGGCACAUUACCAGGAGGGGGAGCUCCGUGGGCAGAUCAAGGCACUGCCAUACAGCGGUCUGGAUGUGCCCAGAUACGAGCUCCCCACCCCUCUGGCUGGAUACUUUGUGUCCCCUCCUGUGAGAACCGGAGCCUCUGGCCACGCCUGGGUGUCGGUAGACAAACAGUGCCAUUUGCACUAUGAAAUAAUAGUUGCAGGUCUCAGUAAGACCGAUGACAGCACAGUGAACGCCCACCUCCAUGGACUGGCUGAGAUUAGAGAUUUGGAGGACAGCGGCUCUUCACACAAGAGGCUGCUGACAGGUUUCUUUGGCUCCCAGGCUCAAGGAGUUUUAAAGGACAUCAGCGCUGAACUGCUGCAACAUCUGGACCAAGGAACAGCCUUCAUCCAAGUCAUCACUAAGAUGAACCCUCAAGGAGAAAUACGAGGAAGAGUUCAUGUCCCGAACAGCUGCAAGUUUGGUGUUGGAGGAGAUGGGGAGGAGGCCGAGUUCGGGGACUUCUUUGUGAAGGACCCUGAGGAGAUAAAGAAAGACCCCCACACCUGCUUUUUUGAGAACCAGUACCAUGCUCACGGUUCCAACUGGACCCCCAACUAUGACCCGUGUUUUUCCUGCAGCUGCCAGAAGCGGACAGUGAUCUGUGACCCGGUCAUCUGUCCAGUGCAGACUUGUUCCAGAACCAUUCAGCCGGAGGACAAAUGCUGCCCAGUCUGUGAUGAUAGGAAGGAGCCUAAAGACAUGAAGGCCUUAAAGAAGGUGGAAGAACACCCUGAAGGUUGUUACUUUGAAGGAGACCAAACGAUGCAUGCUCCAGGAACCACCUGGCAUCCCUUUGUUCCUCCUUUUGGCUACAUUAAAUGUGCUGUAUGCACAUGCAAGGGUUCUACAGGGGAGGUCCACUGUGAGAAGCUGACCUGUCCAGUAUUGACUUGCAGCCACCCGGUGAGGCGUAGCCCCUCUGAUUGCUGUAAGGAGUGUCCGGAGGAGGAGAGGACACCUGCAGGCCUGCAGCAUGGGGACAUGAUGCAGGGCGACGGCCCGCGCAAGUGCAAAUUCGGGAAGAAUUAUUACCAGAACAGUGACAGCUGGCACCCCUGGGUGCCGCUAGUGGGCGAGAUAAGGUGCAUCAACUGCUGGUGUGACCAUGGUGUCCCCAAGUGUCAGCGGAAACAGUGUCCCAUACUGAGCUGCUCCAACAUCACGCGCACCGAUGGUUCUUGCUGCCCUAAAUGUGCAGAUGACAAAGAAGCUGGUCUGAUAACGAAGAAAGCACCAGAGAAGGGAAGAAACAGAAGACACUGAUCCGUUGGAACUCCUAAGAAGAAUACCAAACCUUUCCCACCCUCCUCUUCCUCCUCCUACCAUGUGGACCUAAUUCACACUGGGAGCUCCCAUCCCAUGCCAGACACCCACCCUCUUAUCAGCUUCAAGAUUGUAAUAAAGAUGGAAGAAAAGGAACAUGAAAACGGAGAAACAAGGUGGAUCAACCAAGCGUUCCUCUUUGCUGCCUCUGCUUAAGGUUCCACAAGAGAAGCUGUAGAUUCCUGUCAGUCUUGGAGCAGGAUUUGAAGCCAGCUGGAUUUGGAAGACUUUGGGAAGACUGUGCGUCGUCUUCCAUUGACAGAGCUCGUCUUUGAGGCAGAGCUGCUGGAGCGCAAACUGGACACAGCGGCAAAAGUAUGAUUGAGCGCAGAUGAAGAGUCAUGAGUCAUAACAUUAGAUAGUUUUCUUCAGCUGUCCGUUUCAGCAAACAUGACAUCAGCCCGUUUCAGGGCGUUUGGUAGAAUUUUCUUUGGCUGAUGGAUGUUUGUCUGGACUCUGCGACAGACUGGCGACCUGUCCAGGAUGUCCCCUCCCUUCGCCCACAAGUGGCCGGAUAGGCUCCAGCAGCCCUGUGACACCGAAAGGGACAAAACAGAAGAAAUGAAUGAAUGAAUGAAUGAAUGAAUGAAUGAAUGAAUGAAUGAAUGAAUGAAUGAAUGAAUGAAUGAAUGUUUGUCUGGACUUUCAGAUGAAUAAAUCUAUCUACUGUAGUGGUCGGUGAAUGUAAAUUUGUGGGCUGUUUUUGUGCAUUUUUGGGCUGUUUUCUUUGAAACUCCUGUACAUAAAGAAUUUUCCAACUUUGUUCGGUUUGUAUCUUUUUUAACGACAAUGUGUUUUUUUUCUCUUUGUUUUCUCUGUGCAGAAUAUUAAG